AUAGGUUUUCUUCUUUUUUUGGAUUAGGAGAGGAAAGGGUUAGGCAUGAGUUAGAAUAUUGUAGUGUGAAAAGAGAUGGGUAGCAGCAGAGAGAUCAGAUCAAUGGAUGAGACUUCUCCAGCAUCUUUGGACGGUGAUGAUUCAUUUCAGAGAAAAAAGCUGAGCGUCUUCUUCAUUGAGUCUGAUAAUAGACGUAUGGCUUUCGGCCGAGGCUAUACCGGAGGAACUACUCCGGUUAACAUCCACGGCAAACCCAUCACUGAUCUUUCCAGAACCGGCGGUUGGCUUGCAGCAGCUUUCAUUUUCGGGAAUGAAAUAGCUGAGAGAAUGGCUUAUUUUGGGCUCUCCGUUAACAUGGUGGCGUUUAUGUUCUAUGUUAUGCACAGACCGUUCGCAAGUUCAUCAAAUGCUGUAAACAAUUUUCUGGGUAUAUCGCAGGCUUCAUCUGUUCUUGGUGGUUUUCUAGCUGAUGCAUAUCUUGGUCGGUAUUGGACAAUAGCUAUUUUCACAACAAUCUAUCUUGCAGGUUUGACAGGAAUAACAUUAUGUGCAACGAUGAAAGUGAUGGUGCCAAAUCAAGAUGAGUGUGAUCAACUAUCAUCACUUUUAGGGAAUUGUCAGCCUGCAAAAUCAUGGCAAAUGCUUUACCUCUACACAGUUCUUUAUAUAACCGGUUUUGGAGCUGCAGGUAUAAGACCCUGUGUUUCUUCAUUUGGAGCUGAUCAGUUUGAUGAAAACAAGAAAAAUUACAAAACCCAUCUUGAUAGAUUUUUCAAUUUCUUCUAUCUUUCUGUAACAAUUGGUGCAAUUAUAGCCUUUACUUUGGUGGUGUAUAUUCAAAUGAAACAUGGUUGGGGAUCUGCUUUUGGCUCAUUGGCUGUAGCAAUGGGUUUAUCAAACCUGGUUUUCUUUGCUGGUACUCCUUUGUACAGACAUAGAUUGCCAGGAGGUAGCCCUUUAACAAGGAUUGCUCAAGUUCUUGUUGCUGCAUUUCGCAAGCGAAGUGUCAAGUUCUCUAGUAGUGACUUAAUUGGCCUUUAUGAGAUUCCUGGCAAGCAUUCUGCCAUAAAGGGUAGCCGAAAAAUAGCUCAUACGGACAAUUUCAGAUGUUUGGACAAGGCAGCUCUCCAGUUGGAAGAAGAUCAAGAUCAAACUAAUCCUAGUCCUUGGAGGCUUUGCACUGUGACUCAAGUAGAAGAAGUGAAGAUACUUGCGAAACUGAUUCCAAUUCCAGCCUGCACAAUUAUGCUCAACGUAAUCUUGACAGAAUUCUUAACUCUUUCAGUUCAACAAGCAUAUACACUCAACACUCAUCUGGGUCGUCUCAAACUUCCCGUAACCUGCAUGCCUGUGUUUCCAUGUCUCAGCAUUUUUCUCAUUUUAUCACUCUAUUACUCGUUGUUCGUUCCGAUCUCAAGACGAAUCACAGGUCAUCCUCACGGUGCCUCUCAGCUUCAAAGAGUGGGAAUUGGCCUUGCAGUUUCAAUUUUAUCGGUAGCAUGGGCUGGAGUUUUUGAGAGAUACAGAAGAAAUUAUGCAAUAAAACAUGGUUAUGAGUUUAAUUUCUUGACCCCCAUGAACAAACUUAGUGCAUACUGGUUGUUGAUUCAGUACUGUCUGAUUGGGAUAGCAGAAGUUUUUUGCAUAGUGGGAUUACUUGAAUUUCUAUAUGAAGAAGCUCCAGAUGCAAUGAAGAGCAUAGGAUCAGCUUAUGCUGCUCUAGCUGGUGGAUUAGGGUGUUUCGUAGCCAGUACACUGAACACCAUUAUAAAAACUGUAACCGGUGACAGGGAAGGAAGUCAGCGCUCAUGGCUAUCACAGAACAUAAACACAGGAAGAUUCGAUUAUUUAUAUUGGUUUCUUACAGUGCUGAGUGUAAUCAAUUUCAUUGCCUUUCUUUAUUCAGCUAAAGUGUAUAAAUGCAGAGCUCAUGAAAAAGAUGAGCAAGAACAAAGUCGAAAAUUUUAAACUAUAUAUUAAUAUUAUUUU
Messenger RNA from Carica papaya (papaya), 1989 nucleotides. RefSeq names its product Major facilitator superfamily protein. Gene Ontology annotation, molecular function: transmembrane transporter activity. Gene Ontology annotation, cellular component: membrane. Lineage: Eukaryota; Viridiplantae; Streptophyta; Magnoliopsida; Brassicales; Caricaceae. The record is from RefSeq and is a predicted model, not a curated record. Gene Ontology annotation, biological process: oligopeptide transport; transmembrane transport.